Messenger RNA from Galleria mellonella (greater wax moth), 2065 nucleotides. RefSeq names its product ubiquinone biosynthesis protein COQ9, mitochondrial-like (gene Coq9). The coding region runs from base 286 to 2022 and encodes 578 amino acids. Gene Ontology annotation, cellular component: mitochondrial inner membrane; cytoplasm. The record is from RefSeq and is a predicted model, not a curated record. The transcript is spliced from 2 exons. Gene Ontology annotation, molecular function: lipid binding; ubiquitin-protein transferase inhibitor activity. NCBI's taxonomy places the organism in Eukaryota, Metazoa, Arthropoda, Insecta, Lepidoptera, Pyralidae. Gene Ontology annotation, biological process: ubiquinone biosynthetic process.
CAUUGACAUCUUGAUGUCAGAUUGACGUCUGCAUGUAAUAAUUUCUUUUUUUCUCGCCAUGUAUGAAUUUUAAUAGUUAAUUUUUAUUACUUACAGGAAUAUUUUAAUUUAGAAUUAUUUAGCCGUAGCCAAAAGAAGAUUUAUGAUAGUAUUCCAAGAUAGUAAUCUCAAGUACAAGAAUUUUAUUACACUAAAAUUAUUAUCAACCCAACAUUAGGCAUGAGUAAUUUGCCGAGAGUUCUAAGAUAGUUCUUUGGAUUACGAACUCUUUUUGCAACAUCAACCAUGGAACAGAGUAUAGACAUUGUGGAUCUUGUUUCUAAAUUAUUGGAUUCGGGAAAAUAUAAAGAGGCUAUAAGUCUGCCUACUGAACAACAAUAUGAAGAAAAUUUUAAAGAUAACUGUUGGGAUUUGAUAGCAAUUGUCAUAGGCAAGAUACAUGAUGACACUAUUGUUAUUAAGCCAUCUCUACAUGGCACCUGUGAAGAGUUGUUAUCUAUUAUUGUACAGAAGGUCUUACCUGAAGAAGGUCUAUUGGAAUUUAUUGAACAAAUUGAAUUGGCCAAAAAUGAUGCUCAGUUUGGUAUCAUAUUGACGCCAUUACAAAACCUUUUACAUAGAAUCACUACAAAAAAGGGAAGAUGCUUAGAAUGGUGUUUAAAUUCUAUAAGCACUUAUAUUGAAAAUAUUCCAACUCCUGAAUACCAACUAGAAGGUAAAGAGCGCCUCCUUAUGGAUUCUGAGCCCAAUGUCAGGAGAAUUAUUAAGGUUUAUACAAUGUUACCAUCAUUUUAUAAUCCAUUCAUUAUAGAGGUAUUAAAACAGCCUGAUGUAAGAACAAACCAAAUAAUCAAUGCUUUUCUUAUAAGUCUUCUGGGUAAACCUUUGCUUUUUAUUGAUAUGGAUCCUGAAUCAAGUGCUAAAAGUGAAGCUUGGAAAUGCUGCAGUACAAUUAUACAAGAUAUUUGUACUCUAGAAAAUGAUGUUUUGAAAUUUCUAACCUACUUGGAAAUCUGUUACAAGGAGCAUCAGAAGUCCAAGUCAAAAACUGAUGAUAGUGACGAAGAAAAGUCUCCCUAUGACCAUAGAGAAAAAUUAAAUAUUACUAGCCUCUCAGGGUUAUAUUAUGCUUCACUAUCAGGACAUUUUAAAAUGCCUGAAAAUUCAUUACCAUAUGUUUACAGCACUGAAUAUGUUGUUAAUACUGUAUUAUUGUCAGUUGUUCAUUUAUUGAGCUUUACUGAAUAUGGUCCUCUUGCUAAAGGAAUCACCCUAUGUGAAGCAGUCUUGAACCGACUUACUAGAAAUGUAUCACACAUAUUGUUGUCUUCAUCUAUCCAUUUUGAUUUAUGUAAAAGUUUGUCUAAUGUUGCUAUUUAUUCAACUUAUGAAAGCAUCCGUAAGAAUGCUGUAAACAUAAUAGGGGCUCAUAUAAAUAAGUUUGAAUAUAAGGGAAGAUAUAUGUUAAUUAAAUAUUUAAUAGGAGUUACAAACCACUCUGGUAUGAUUGGGUAUGCCAUAACAAUAUUUAAGAAUUCUAUUGAUGAUGCAUUCAAAGAGCCAGUCCUGCAUGAAUGUUUUACUGGUACCCAACUUUCGAGUAUGAUUAAAAAGAUAUGUUACUUGCCAUAUGGUGAAGAAUCUGAUAUAGUUGAAUUGGCAGACCAAAUUAUAUCUACACUUAAUCUUUUGAGAUAUUUGGCUUUAAAAGAUACUGGAAAUAUAACAGGAAUUCAAGAUUUCUUCCCUACAAUAGAAACAGACUACAUAAAUAAAUUAAGAAUUGGGCUAAAUAUGUCUAAAGCUCACUAUGAGGUAAAAUUGAAAGAUAUAGAAGAAGGAAAGACGCUUCCAGAGGAAGCUAUGAAUGUAUCAAUAAAUGUAGGGGGAAAUAUGUUACAACAAAUUCCAACAGAAAACAAGAAAGAAAUAAUACAUUCGGCACUUAAUGCUUUCCAUCUUAUUGAAGGUCUUGUGGCUCGAUUGUCUGAAUGUAUUAAUAUCAAUAAGAUGCAAACUUAAUAUGGAUUACAAUUUGUACAUUUUUAAUAAAUUUUUAAUCUUA